Molecule: messenger RNA, 3304 nt
Organism: Asterias rubens (European starfish)
Lineage: Eukaryota; Metazoa; Echinodermata; Asteroidea; Forcipulatida; Asteriidae
Product: protein FAM117B-like
Exons: 7
Coding region: 242-1618 (458 amino acids)
Source: RefSeq, a predicted model, not a curated record
AACUGGAAGCGGUGGGAUGUACAUGUACGUCGUCCGUAUGCACAGUACACACACGGGGGACGCACACACAACAUCAGCAGUGGAUCCGGCCGACAGCUAGCUCUUCCCGAGCGGUCGUGAGAAUGUAACCUCGUAUAAAACAGCUGGAUUUCCAUCCUUUUCCUUGCUUUUUGUGUGCUCCUCUGAACAACUUACAUAUAGAGGUACCAUUACGAAGGAGUGGUCAUUUUUUAUCACCAAAAUGUCUUCACAACCACCGCAGCGUUCGCGAAGAAAUGCUUCUCCUAGAGCAGGGCCUCAGCCGAUGCGAGCUACGCUACCCGUCACGUUACAGGUCAGACAGAGCAGCCCAACACGGGCUAGCAACGGGCGACGCUCUAGCCCAGCGCUAGCUUCGUCCCCGACGCAACCAUGGACCACCGGAGAAAAUCAUAAAGUGAAACACAGGCGGUCGCCAGAUCAUAGAGCAUCACCAGAAAGAAGUCCUAGCUCACCAGGUUUCAGGGUUGAAAAGCCGAAAGCAGUACGAGCUAGUCCUAUACGUCGUACCAACUCGCUGGAUACAAUUGCUGUACCUUAUUUGUCAGGUUACUGGCCUCGAUCAGAGACUGUCAAUUCUUCUUCCACCACAUCUACUACUAGUCAUGAACCCAACCAGAAAGACCAAUCUACACAGACAGAGGAAUCGGACAGAAAAGGGUCAUCACACAAGAGGUCAUCGUCUUGGGGAAGUGCAGACAACUUGAAGGAAAAACUAAGGCAGCAGCUUCGUAAACAGGGUAAUCGCCAGUCUACUGCCAGCACUCAACGAGCUUCACCUGUACAUGCUAAUCAUUCCACCCCAACCACUUACACAACACCCUCAAACAGCCCAUCAGCAGCACCAACUAACCAGACUUUGCCUCGUUCUACUGCCAUCGCGGUGCCUAAUAAUUCCUUGAAGGCACCUACACCUAAGAUCAGAGGAAGUGUUGAAGGUUUAAAUCAAGAGAUUGAGAGAUUAGUCCUUCAUGGUGUGCAUCAAGAAGAGGAGGGAGAAAAAAGAGGAGUAAUUAUACAAACUCAGGAACCAACAUGUGAUGGGCGUCGUGCACCACCCCCUGUUCUACAUACUAAUGACACUGGUACCCAGACUCCUGCAGAGAACCAGGAUGAUGGCAAUAUUAGUGAAGAGACAGGAAGUAGAGGCUCAGGUAGUCGCAGUCAUUCUACAUCACCAACGUUUCAAAUGGAUGGCUCACCAUCACGACCUUCUAGUAGGUCAAGCUCAACGGGUAAUGGAGAGGUCAAAGUAGAAAAAGAAGAAUCCUCACCAUCAGAAUUACAGAGUUGCAAGUAUUCAUCCUCCCCUAGUCAUAAUAACACGUAUCAACUAACCAGAGACCCACCUGAUGGCUGUGAGAAAGUCCGAUCAAUUGAAGAACCAAGUCGAAUUCCACUAUUCAUUGAAGGAACACAAGAGUAUUGUCCAGACAAGAAGGUAUCAUUCAAGUUAAAACCCAGUGAUAGUUCAGCCUUCUGUCCUCUGCUUCCUAACUACCCACCAGGAGAAUUCACCAAGUCACCACAAGCUGCAGUUGCUGCUACACAAACUCAAACGGCUGGAUGUGGAGACUAGGUAUUAGUUUCAUUUCAGCCUGAUGCAGAGACCAAUGUGCUGCUUUGGUUGAUGAGUGGUAUCUACACCAGAUGAAUCUAAUCAUUGUACAUGCAGUAUUCAUCAUAUCAUGUAUUGUAUACAAACAGUCCAUUUUCAUUACAAUCCAUUUGCUAACCAUAGACCCUUUCCAGUGAUGUUAUUAUUUGCAUUGGAACAUUGAGGUCUGCCAUUGUGGAUUACAUGUACAACGUAUGUUUGUACAGUUUUCCUAAUGUAAUGUGCUUGACGUGCACAUGUAGGUACUGUAUCAAGGGGAGCAAUACUAGUGAUGUCAUCUUUUAAGGGUCUAUGGUCACAACAGUUGCAGCAGUUUUGCCUCUGAAGCAAAUCUUGUAUUUGGAGUGCUCUCCCAUUUAAGGAAACUCAAGUUUUCGUUUCCAAUAAACCACAGUUAGAACCAAGAACACUUAACAAAAGGUAGAAGCAAUUGUAGUUACUGUACUUUUGUUUUGACAGUUAUUCCAUGUUGUAAAAUACCAUUGGAGAAAAUGGAACUUGACCUCUAACAAAAUCACACACAAAAAAACGAUUAAGGUUUUUCUGUUUCUGCAGAAACAAUGCAAAAGAUUAAUUUUGAAAGAACGAGAUAUUCUUCUCUGUAUAUAUCCCUUAUUAUAAAAAAAACAUGCAUUUACAAACAAUAAUUAGUUGACUGGUAUAAUCUUGGAAACAAGUGAGUUAAAAAGUUAUACAUUGCAAUGCAUUCAAGAUGAAUUACAUUGAUAUCACUAAACUCUAAAAUUGUAUUGUCAUCUUAGACUUCGAAAACAAAUUAUGCAAAAAAGGGCUCAUCGAAAGUUACUUGUAAACAAUUCAGAUUAAAACAAUCCAUCAAAAUGGGUUUAUUUUAUUCUUAUCUUUUUAUUUUUGUGGUACAAAUAAAAUAAAUGAAAUCAACCAAAUUCCAUAUGAGCAUUUACUCAUAAUGCUGUGUUAUAACACUUCUCAAAACACUGAACUGCGGAGAAAGUAACUGAGCGGGUUAAAAACAUUUGAGACCUUUUCCCAUGCAGCAAUGCAUGUAGCUAUAGUACUGGCCCCACCACAUUGACUGGUCAUACCUAUUAUUACCACUUUGGACAAUCGUACAGAGUUUUGCCAUAAUUGUUCAUUUUUGUGAUGUGCCCAUAAAAAAAACACUACAUGCAAGCAGUUCAAAACUAUGCAAAAUGAGGCAUUGAUAAAAAUAUAAUAAUAUUAAUAAAUCAAAAUAAUAGCCAUUUUUAUAUAGUGAAAUUUUCUGUCAAAUCCUUGUCCUGUCAUCAAAUAUAACAACCUGAAAAGAGCAGGAAAUCCCAAUGUACAGGACAAGUUUUGGGUGGACAUAUAUUUCCAGCCAGUUAGCUACUCUCAAUGUUUAAUUUGGGUGCAUUUCAGAAUCUGUACUUAAUUGUCAUCUAAUGCAUCAAAUAGUAGAAGUCGUUUGGAUGUAUGUUUAUGUUAAUGCAGUAAUAGGGCCACUUGGCCACUGGUCUUGCAGCUAACAAACUUCAUUGUAGCAAAUAAUUAUGUUUUCUACCAUUUUUUUUAUUCAUCCUUGCCCAACCUGUAGGAGGAGGGUUUAUAGGCUUAAUGGCAGUGGACACUACUGGUAGUUACGCAAAAUAAUUAUUAGCAUAAAACCUUACAUGGUAACGAGUAAUG